ACGCUUGAGGCUGUUAUGGAGCACAUACGAGUCCUGCUCCUACUAUGUAUCACAACGGUUUUGGGUAACCCCUGCAUAAACUGGACAUUGAACUCCAUGCCAUACCCAAAUGAUUGCCAGAGCUACAUAGUAUGUUGGAUGUCGAAACCUUAUGUACGAGCGUGUCCGAACAACUUAUACUAUGACGUGAAAUCAAAUAAUUGCCAGCCAUUGGUAGCAACUAUGUGUUGUAAUGUAUCAUUCCCAUUCGAAAAACAAGUGCUUAACCUACCUCCAGCCCCAGGUGAUGUCGGCGUACAAACAAAGAGGCCUAAACGUCCAUUCACAAGACGCAUCUUACCACCUCUUACAUCAAGUGUUCAUACGACCCUCUCGACUACGACUACUCAAGAAACAUCAACAAAAUUAUCACCAAUAACUGCAACAAUGAUAACGGAAAAUCUAUCAACUGGUGAAGAUAUAUCACAACAAACGACAACUAGAUCAUCUGUAACUAUAUCAAGUACUCCCGCAACAACAAUAUAUUACCCGUUGUCUACUCAAAAUUUUACGAAUACAGCCACGACAGAUCACGAAACAGAAUCAAUUUUCUCAACAGCAAUACCUACUAAAGCGACUCAAUAUCAACCAACAUCAACUUCACAACAAGAAAUCACUAAAUUAUCAUCACCAACAGAAGCAACGACAUGGCAAACGAAAUUUGAUUUAACGACAUUAUUAAAUACAGAAACGACUCUAAUACCAUCUGUCGCAACAACAUUACGUGAAAAGACAACACAAAAAUUUAGUACAACAGAAACAGGUACAACGGCCACUAGUACUGCAAUAAAACGUAACGAAACUAGUACUGAAUCCUUGACCAGUAAAGUGCCUUUAUUAAGUACGACUGAAUCAACAUUUUCAUCUACUACUGAUUCUCUGUUUACAGUGACUUCUGUUACUGAUCUGUCCACAUUAAGUAGUGAUACAACAAACAUACCAAGUACGAAAGAAACACCUGCAGUAUCAACUGAACAAACAUCUAGGAUCAAUCCAUCAACAAUAUUAAUCACUACUUCACCAACAGAGUAUAUGACAAGCAGUCACUCUGUAACAGCUACUGUUCCGGAAAUAUCAACAAUAUUAAAUUCUAGUGAGAUGGAUAUAUAUGAAGUAACUACGGAAAAUACUAUACCAUUUACAAUAAGUCAACCAACAACAACCCCAGCUAGUAAUUUGAAUACAAAAACUGACACAACUCCAUCUAUUACUUUACCAACUUUAAAGACAAGUACAGGAAUAUAUUCUACUACUCAAGUAACUGAGGAAAUCAAUACAAAUAAAAUAACAACUGUAUAUACAACACCUUCCACAGCAGCACCGACAAUGAUAACUAUAAGAUCAACGACAGAACUACCAAACACUACUAGUAAAGAAACUGAUAAAACCGUAACAGAAACACACAUGACAACUACCGACAUGCCAUCAUCAAAGUAUACUACAGAUUUAAAUUUAACAUCAACACCCGUAACAACAUCAUUACCUUCUGAAACAACAGUCAAUGAAUCACAAACUACUACAAACACAUAUUCAACAGCAGAAGAAACAUCAACGGAAACAGGUGAAACGAGUACAUCAAGUUCCUCGACUGAAGCUUCAACUAUCGCAAUAGCAGAGAAUUCAAGUACAAAUACAAUACAAGAAACCAGUACAUUUGAAUCUCCUUCAACAGCAAGCAUUAAUACUGAUAUUUCAACAACUAUAAGCCCUAUAACAAAGACCACGGAGCUGCUUAUAACUGAAUCUACUACAAUACCACAAACCACAAUAUCUGAAAAUAUAUCUGUUACAACCACAGAACCAAAUGGUACAUCAAUAACUUUUUCAACUUCACUUCCAACGUCAACAUCAGCUGUGACAUCUGAGCCGCUCAUAACAAGCACAGAACAUUCGACCGAUGUCCCAAUAAUUACUAAACAAACUUUACCAUCUUUAUCUACAAAACUCUCUACAAAAUCGGAAUUUAUAACUACUACAUCAAGUGAAUCAGAUAAAACUACAUUAUCUAUUAAAUCUACGUUACCAUCAUUAUCAACAAAAGUCACGCCUGAAUUAGCAACUACAGUACCAGAAUUAAUUUCUACAUCAACAAUACUGCCAACGACAGAUAAACUAUCAAGUACAACUGAGCCUGUGACGCUUACGCCAUAUACAGAUAAAUUUUCAUCCCAAGCAACAACAUUUACUGGUAGUCCUAUAAUUACUUUAUUGACGGAAGCAACACAGCCUGAUAAUAAAUUGACAUCGACUGUACAGCCCUUGCCGCCUGUAACUUCUACUGAAGCUACCUCAGAAAUUACAUCAGGUCUGUCAACUACAGAUAAGGAACCAAUGACAACAGAAGCAGGUCAAUCAACAGCACAUAUGUCAACUGUUGUGUCAUCUGAACCAACACAACAUACUACAGUUUUAAUACCAUCAUCAACAUUAUUAACAACUCCAACAGAUGCUACAAUUACAGAAACAGUCCCAUCGACAGCCGGAAGUACAUCUUCAGAAUCUAGUGCAAAUAUUAGCACAAAGUUAACAACGGCUUUGCCUGUGUCACCAGAAUCCACACAACAUAUUUCAACUGAAACUCAAUCUGUUCCCAGUAUUACUGCUACUACUAUUAGUGCAACAACAUCUGACAUAGUAAGUACUAUUUCAACAACAAGGGACUUAAUUACAACGGCAACUGAACAAAUAAUAACGACCAUGGCCUCGAGUGCAACUAGUGAUAAUACGUCACCUUCGGCUUCAACAGAGAAAUCAGGAGUAACUCUGACAACUUCUGAUGCAAAUCCUAUAACAGCCACCAUGCCUUCAAAUGAAAUUGAGCCGACAGAUACUACAUGGUCAACAAAAGAUUUUACAUUAACAACACGGUUAAUACUACCAUCGAUACCUUCUCCACUGCCAUAUUUGACAACUAAGCAAGAGAAAUUAAUAACAACACCAGCCACAAUAAAAACAGAUCUCGAUGGAGCAGCGACAACUCCUUCUUCGGUAAAAGUAUCAACUAACACAACGCCUUUAUCAACUAUUACACCUUUUGUUACCAAGCAAACUGAUAUACCUAUUAUACCAUCUAGUACAAUAUUGCCUCAAACUGAAGCUAGUGUUAGCACGUCAUAUUCUGCUUCAACUACAAUAAAAACUGAAACAAUAUCUGAUGGACAAACAUCGACAUUUACGAUCUCUGACUCCACGACGUCAAUCGAAAAAAUGAACACUACUUCAAAUCCUCAUACUACAAUCUCAUUUACAACAGAACAAGAAACAUCUACAAUAAAAAGUGAAUUGAGUACCCCUGAUUCCUCAGCUGCAACUUCAACUGCUGCAAUAACAGAAGAACCUAGUACAAAUACAAUACAAGAAACUAGUACAUUUGCAUAUCCAACGACAGCAAGUAUUGAUAUCAGUACAUCAACUAUAAGCCCUGUAACAAAGAUAACAGAGUCUACGACUGGAUCUACUACAGUGCAACAAACAACAGACACUGAAGAUAUCGAUGUACCUGGCACAACAUUUCAACCACAUGAGACAACAAUGAACAUUUCAACUUCACUUCCAACAUCAGCUAUAACAUCUGAGCCGCUGAUAAUAAGCACACAACAUUCGACCGAUGUUCCAAUAAUUACUAAACAAACUUUACCAUCUUUAUCUACAAAAUCCUCAACAACAUCGGAAUCUGUACCAUCAACAUCAGCGACUAGUACACCUAAAUCUCUAACAACAGAAAACGUUGAAAUUGAUGAUUCAACAACUAUAAGCCCUAUAACAAAGACAACGGAGCUGCUUAUAACUGAAUCUUCUAAAUUGCCACAAACCACUGUAACUGAAGAUAUAUCUGGCACAACAGCACAACCUCAUGAAACAACAAUGACUUUUUCAACAUCACUUCCUACGUCAGCAUCAGCUGUAACAUCUGAGCCGCUCAUAACAAGCACCGAACAUUCGACCGAUGUCCCAAUAAUUACUAAACAAACUUUACCAUCUUUAUCUACAAAACUCUCUACAACAUCGGAAUCUGUAACUAUAACAUCAAGUGAAUCUGAUGAAACUACACUAUCUAUUAAAUCUACAUUACCAUCAUUAACAACAAAAGUCACGCCUGAUUUAGCAACUACAGUACCAGAAUUAAUUUCUAAAUCAACGAUACUGCCAACGACAGAUAAAGUAACAAGUACAUCUGAGCCUGUGACGCUUACGUCAUAUACUGAUAAAUUUUCAUCCCAAACAACAACAUUUACUGGUAGUCCUAUAAUUACUUUAUUAACGGAAGCAACACAGCCUGAUAAUAAAUUGACAUCGACUGUACAGCCCUUGCCGCCUGUAACUUCUACUGAAGCUACCUCAGAAACUAUACCAGAUCUGCCAACUACAGAUAAGGAACCAACGACAGAAAUAGAUCAAUCUACAGCACAUGUGUCAACUGAUGUGUCAUCUGAACCAACAAAACCUAGUACAUUAUUAACAACAGCAACUGAUUCUUCAAUUACAUUAACGGACUCAACGACAUCCCAUCACUCAAUUAUUACAACUCCACAGCCUAGAUCAACUAUAAACACAGAGUUAACAACAUCUUUGCCUGAUACAUCACAACCCACACAACAUACUACAUCUGAAACACAAACUAUUCCCAGUAUUACUACUACUACUGUAGCAACAUCUGAUAUUACCACUACGUCACCAAAGAGAAAUGAUAUCACAACUACUAUAUCAGAUACUACAAGCAAUCAAUCAGUAAGUCACAUAACAACAACAUCUAAACUUUUGCCAACGGAUUCAGAAAAAACAGAUACUGACUUAAUCACGACAUCAACUAAACUUAUGACGACCACUUUAUCGAGUGCAACUAGUUCACCUUUAGUUUCUUCAAUUGAACCAGAAGUAACUUUGAUAAGUACGACUACCAACGAACCGACAGCGAAUGAACUGACGACAAAAGAAACAAUAAUAGAGUCUACAUUAACAACACUUAGUUCCACUGCAACGAUUUCUGAGUCUACUUCGACUACGGUAUUUUCUGGUUUCACACUACCAUCUUUCCCCAAUAAGUCUUCAGUCUCACCUACAGAAAAAUCAAAUAAAAUUGAAUUACCUACUCCUCUGACAAAAAGAACCACAACAGAUCAUUCGACACGUUUAACAUUACCAACAAUGUUACCGGGAGUUAAAACAACAACUUCGAUCACAAGACCUUCGUUACCCCCGAUACCACCAACCGAAUCACCUUGCGAAUACUAUGGAAAAGCUCAACAAGAAGCUCUUAAGCGUCAACCGCUACCUUUGUGUAGAGAAAGCGAUGACUACCAAUACCCAGAUUUUCACAACUGCAGCACCUACUACAAGUGUUCCAGAGGAACCAUGUCAAGACUCGAUUGUCUUCCUAACCAAGAAUUCAGCCCUCGAGCACUUAGAUGCAUGCCUGUGUCAAAAGCGAAAUGUCAAAAGCACAUAUCAUUGAAUGAGCAGAAAGUCUUUUUAGAUUAUUUCGUGCUCUUCAACAACGCAAUGAAAAGCUACGAAAGCAAAUGAAACAAAUAAAACGAAACGGAAUUUAAAAAUAAACUAAUUAAUUUAUUGAACGAAGCGGUCGCCAUGUUAAAAAAAAUUGCUUUAUAUAAUUGUUACAAUAAUAUGUGAAAUAUUUAUGUAUAUUUAAAACGGAUUUUUAUGGAUUAUUGAAGAAAUUAUCCGUGAAAUCAAAAUAAAAUACAUUUUUUUUAUAAUAAAAUAUAAAAAAAUAUAGUGUUUGUCAUGAUAUAAUUAUUAUAAAAUUUUAAAAAAUAUUUUUAUAAUGCUAUUGUAUCAAAAAAACAAUAAAAAUUGAAAUAAAUGUAUCUUAUUUUAAUUAAUACAUGCAAUCUGAUAACCAAUAAUAUAUCUGAAGGCCUUUUUGCGUGCCGUGGUUAGGAACUACAAUACAACGGGAACCAUUUUUUCCAACAAACAACCUUGAGUGCUAUUUCAUUUCAUCAGGGUCAAUUCUACAAACGAAUUGUUACCCAAUCGGAAUCGAAUCGAAACGUUAUUUGCUGUUGGGUCAUUUUUUAUAUUCUACUAACACAACGAUCCAUUUGCGAUUCAGUCGAUGUUGGAUCGUAAGCAUUAUAGAUUAUGAGAAUUGUCUCCAAGUUACAAUUUGACUGACAUCUCGUUUUGAGAAAUAGAAUCGAUAACGUUUCCAAACCGUUAUAAAUAAGUAGAAUUGAAAGAUCUUCAGUAAUUACAGACACGAGUAUUGACUAGGUCCAAAAACAUGGGAUCACGUUAUUAAUCCCAGUUUAGUGGCCUAGUCGGCCUAAAUAAAGUUAUAAUGUUAGAACGAUUUACAUUAUUUGAAAAUGAUUAUCAAUAUGCAACCUAGACAGGCGGUCUACAGACACCAUUCAGCUUUACUUAAUUAUUUUCAACUCUAUAAGCAUAUUCAUGCCUACAUCUGUUUU
Molecule: messenger RNA, 6473 nt
Organism: Nymphalis io (European peacock)
Lineage: Eukaryota; Metazoa; Arthropoda; Insecta; Lepidoptera; Nymphalidae
Product: mucin-3A-like
Exons: 4
Coding region: 16-5562 (1848 amino acids)
Cellular component (GO): extracellular region
Molecular function (GO): chitin binding
Source: RefSeq, a predicted model, not a curated record